UCAACCCGUCGCUGAAUCCCCGCCUUCGGAAGUUCCCUCUCGAAAAGCUCUGUGACAAGCGCGCGUAGUGAUAGCGUUGUACGCAAAAAUGGCGCCGAAGAAGAAACAGCAAAAGCAGAAGGCGUCAUCGUCAUCGUCAUCAAAGGGGAAACCCACGGCGUCUACCGGUCCCAAACUCCAACUCUCGGCGGAGAAUGAGAGCCGCCUCCGCCGUCUUCUUCUAAACUCCGGACGAUCGACGCCUUCUCCGGUCGUUGAAGACUCCCUCUCUAAGGAGCAGAAGGCCAAGAGGCUUCGCUCGGUUUAUGAGAAGUUGUCUUGCGAGGGAUUUAAAGAUGAUCAGAUUGAACUUGCUCUCACCGCUCUCAAGGAGAAUGCAACAUAUGAGACUGCUUUGGAUUGGCUGUGCUUAAAUAUUCCAGGAAAUGAGCUCCCACUGAAGUUUUCUAGUGGUAGUUCUUUGCAAACAAGUGGAGGUUCUGUUGCCGUCAUAUCAACUGCUCGUGAAGAUUGGGUUUCGUCGAGGGAUAUAUCAGCAAGUGUAGUUCAUGAGAAGGCAGAAGUUGGUCUUAAAAUUAAAGAGCGGAAGGAUGAUCAAACACUAGAUUCCGUUCAGCGUUCUCAAGCAGACUGGAUCCGUCGAUACAUGGAACAACAUGAAGAGGAUGAUUCUGAUUCUUGGGAAACUCAUUCGAUGGAGGAUGGUUCUUCCAAGAAGGUACUGGAACCAAGGCGCUAUGAGUCUAUUGUUGAGGAUUACCAUGCUGCUAGGCUGCAAGCUGCAAAUGCAAAAGAUAGGGGUGACAAAAAAAGCCAGGAAGAAGCAGGUCUAAUUAUUCGGAAACUCAAGCAGGAGAUAUCAGCCUUAGGUCUAUCGGUUGAUAUCCUGGAAUCUGGAUAUGUAAGUUCUUCUAGUCAUGCAUCUAAGGAUGCACCAUCGGAUCCUGUACCUUCUUACAACUCUGAUGGUCAUCCUGUUAACCUAUCUGAUAUGGAAGGUGAAACAGCCCCUACUGGGUUUAGUGUUGAAGUUGAUCAAAAGCUAGUUGACAGCUCUGACUCACAUGAAUAUUCAACUGACAAUGGAUUCACAAGUUUCCCUUCGCAAAAUGGAGAUGCUUUGGAGAAGGAAUCAGGUGAUGUAGAACUUGGUGAAUUCUUUUUGGAGGAUAGUGUGCCCGAUCAAGUCUUACCUCCUGAGAUAUUGGAUCUACAAAAGAAAGAAAAAAUGAAAGAGCUUUCUAGUGGGAAGAACUUAGAGAAAAUGGAAGGAAUCUGGAAGAAGGGAGAUCCAAAGAAGAUCCCAAAGGCUUUUCUUCACCAACUUUGCCAAAGAUCAGGAUGGGAAGCGCCAAAAUAUGAUAAAGUUUCUGGUAAGGGGCAUAAUUCUGGUUACUCUAUCAGCAUACUGCGGAAAGCUAGUGGGAGGGGUAAAAGUAGAAAAGCUGGAGGUUUGACAACUAUUCAGCUCCCGAGUCAGGAUGAAAGUUUUAAUACACCUGAGGAUGCACAAAACAGAGUUGCAGCUUAUGCACUGAGAAUUGUUCACAACUGUAAAAGAUAAACCUGAAGAUAGAAGGGCUGGUUUUGUGGACUCAUUAUUGAAUGCUGACAAGGUUGAAUGUAUUGUUGAAGCUGAUGUCAGUGAUGGCGCUCAUCAAGAGGAGACUCAAAUGCCAUGUAUUGUUGAAGAUACUGCUGCUGGGACUGAUUGCAAUGCUGAAAGCAUGCGUAGAAAUAUGCAUGCUGAAAGCGUUUAUCUGAAGAAGGAACAAGAGCGUAAGAAAGAAAUGAAGAAGUACAAGGAGAUGUUGCAGUCAAGAUCUAGCCUCCCUAUUGCUGAAUUGAAGGAUGACAUUCUGAAUUUACUUGAAGAAAACAAUGUUGUGGUUAUUUCUGGAGAGACAGGCUGUGGAAAGACAACUCAGGUGCCACAGUAUAUAUUGGAUAACAUGAUUGAAGCAGGUCAUGGUGGUUACUGUAAUAUAAUUUGCACUCAGCCCAGGAGAAUUGCGGCCAUUUCUGUUGCUGAAAGAGUUGCUGAUGAGCGUUGUGAAUCAUCUCCAGGAUCAAAUGAUUCUUUGGUUGGUUAUCAAGUCCGUCUAGAUAGUGCAAGGAAUGAAAGAACGAAGCUUCUCUUUUGUACUACUGGCAUUCUUCUGAGGAUGAUAUCGGGAAAUAGAGACCUGGCUGAUAUUAGUCAUGUCAUAGUUGAUGAAGUGCAUGAGAGGUCUCUUCUGGGGGAUUUUUUGCUCAUUGUUUUGAAGAAUCUGAUAGAGAAGCAAAGUACUCACAGCAAAUCGAAAUUAAAAGUUAUUCUUAUGUCUGCAACUGUUGAUUCACACAUGUUUUCUCAGUACUUUGGUAAUUGCCCUGUGAUUACUGCUCAAGGACGAACACAUCCUGUGUCAACCCAGUUUCUUGAGGAUAUACAUGAAAAUUUGAGCUACCGUCUUGCUUCAGAUUCUCCUGCCUCUAUAAACUAUGGAAUAGCUGGGAUAGAAAAGAAUGCUCCAGUUGGCAACAGUAGAGGAAAGAAAAAUCUUGUCUUAUCUGGCUGGGGUGAUGAGUCCUUGCUUUCUGAAGAAAUUACUAACCCUUAUUACAAUAAAAGUGAUUAUCUAAGUUACAGUGAGCAAACUCGCCAAAAUUUGAGAAGAUUGAAUGAAGAUAUUAUCGAUUAUGAUCUUCUUGAGGACCUGGUAUGCCAUGUUGAUCAAACUUAUCCUGAGGGAGCGAUACUAGUCUUUUUACCGGGUGUUGCAGAAAUACAUUUGCUACUAGAUAAACUUGCUGCUUCUCGCCGAUUCGGAGGGCAUUCAUCUGAAUGGCUCCUCCCAUUACAUUCAUCUAUAGCACCUGAGGAACAAAAGAAGGUGUUUCGGAAACCUCCUGCUAACAUACGCAAGGUUAUAGUCGCCACAAAUAUUGCAGAAACAAGUAUAACUAUCGACGAUGUUGUAUAUGUGAUAGACUGUGGAAAGCACAAGGAGAAUCGGUAUAAUCCACAGAAGAAACUGUCAAGCAUGGUUGAGGAUUGGAUAUCACAAGCAAAUGCUAGGCAACGGCGAGGUAGAGCUGGACGUGUGAAGCCAGGAAUUUGCUUUUGUUUAUAUACACGUCACAGAUAUGAAAAGCUAAUGCGGCCAUAUCAGAUUCCUGAGAUGAUGAGAAUGCCACUGGUAGAGUUGUGCCUGCAAGUAAAAUUACUUUCUCUAGGUGGAAUAAAGCAAUUUUUGUCUAAGGCUCUGGAACCUCCAAGGGAAGGGGCUAUUGCAUCAGCAGUUUCUUCGCUAUAUGAGGUUGGUGCCAUUGAGGGGAAUGAAGAGCUGACACCUCUUGGUUAUCAUCUGGCUAAACUCCCAGUUGAUGUACUGAUUGGAAAGAUGAUGGUAUAUGGUGCAAUAUUUGGAUGUUUGUCACCCAUUCUUACUAUUUCAGCAUUCUUGAGCUACAAGUCUCCAUUUGUGUAUCCAAAAGAUGAGAGGGAAAAUGUUGAAAGAGCAAAGUUAGCUUUGUUGGAUGAUAAGACUAGUGAUUCAACUGUUGCAGCUGAUGGUAGCCGGCAAUCUGAUCAUCUAGUAAUGAUGGUUGCAUAUCAAAAAUGGGAUAAAAUUUUAAGUGUGCAUGGACUUAAGGCAGCCCAAAAAUUUUGCAGCUCCCACUUCUUAAGUAGCUCUGUUAUGUACAUGAUAAGGGACAUGAGGAUACAGUUUGGUACAUUGCUUGCUGAUAUCGGGCUGAUAAAUAUUCCAAAGAAUUAUCAGGUUGGCUGGAAAAAGAAAGAAAAGCUUGAUAAUUUCCUUUCAGAUUUUUCGCAGCCAUUCAAUCAGUACUCAACUCAUUCUGUGGUAGUGAAGGCAAUACUAUGUGCUGGUCUGUAUCCUAAUGUUGCUACCAUUGAAGGAGUCAACAAUGGAGGCCGUCCUGUGUGGUGUGAUGGAAAAAGAGAAGUCCACAUACACCCUUCUUCUGUCAACAGUAGCCAGAAAACUUUUCAGUAUCCAUAUCUGGUCUUUCUUGAAAAGGUUGAGACAAACAAAGUGUUCCUGCGAGACACAACUAUUGUCUCCCCCUAUUCUAUAUUGUUGUUUGGUGGAUCAAUAAAUGUUCAGCAUCAGAGUGGAUUAAUCAUUGUAGAUAAUUGGCUUAAAAUGGCAGCACCAGCACAAACUGCUGUACUCUUCAAAGAACUUCGGUUUACUCUUCAUUCUAUUCUGAAGGAGCUCAUUAGCAAGCCACAGAAUGCUGCAGUAGUCGACAAUGAAGUUAUCAGAUCUAUAAUUCACUUGUUUCUGGAAGAAGAUAAACCGACCAAGUGACUUGUGCUAUACUCAUCCGGAGCAUAUGCUAGAAGCCUGUGUUUCAAGAUGGUUGCAUCUAACAAGACAAUUGGUGUGUGCUGCUCCAUUGAAUUACAGCCUGGUAUCUUGCUAUUAUAUUCCCACAAAAUGUUCUGGAUGGACAUGGAAGCUCUUGCAUCAUCAGUUGAUUAAUUUUCUGCUCAGUUAAUAUUCAGGAACAUUUAGUAGGAGAAAAAAAAGAAGGUUAUGUGGAGGCAGAGGGGAGAGUUUGAACAAUCUAAAAGGCGAUCUAUACGGGAGGCAUGAAGUGAUGUUAAAGUUUCUACUCAUAAUUGGUGGAAUGGAACACAAAAAUGUAAUUGACAAAUAUAAGUACGUAGUAUAAUUGAGAAAUCAGAGUAUGAAUGAUUGUGAAUAAAAAUAUGAGGGUGAUUGAUGAUGAUAAUGCAUGCUUGUUCUCAUUCAUAAAUUUCUGUCUUCUGAACACCAUCGUGUAUCAUUUUUCCAAGUUUGGGAUAAUGAAUAUUUUACCCAAAAAUGUCUCUCCUCUCUCUCUCUCUCUCUCUCUCUCACACACACACA
Sesamum indicum (sesame) is the source of this 4886-nucleotide messenger RNA. Lineage: Eukaryota; Viridiplantae; Streptophyta; Magnoliopsida; Lamiales; Pedaliaceae. The record is from RefSeq and is a predicted model, not a curated record.